AUGUUUUCGAGGAGGUUCACUAUCCGCGCCGGACGCUAUAUUUUUGAUCCUGAGUACCGACGAGAAAACCAAUUAUCGUUGCGAGGGCGCCAAGCUGCGCUCUAUGAACCACAGUUUGAAGUUGAUGCCUGUGGUAUUGGUAUGAUUGCCAAUCUGAAUAAUACAAAAUCUCAUGAGCUUGUUGAUCAAGCUGUUGAGAUUUUAAUUAACUUAACUCAUCGUGGUGCAGCCGGUUCAGACGGCAAAACUGGUGAUGGUGCUGGUAUCCUUAUGCAAAUGCCAGAUGCAUUUAUGCGUGGGGUAACUAAAGCAGAAGGCAUCGAACUACCCCCUGAAGGUGAAUACGGUGUUGGUGUACUGUUUUUACGUUCAGAUGACGGUGUACAGCGUGAGGCACAGACCAUUAUAGAAAAAGUGACCGUAGCACGUGGCCAUGAAUUUUUAGGCUGGCGUACAGUACCUGUAGAUAGUACAGCUAUUGGUGAACUAGCGCGGCAAAAAGAGCCUGUAACUAAACAGUUUUUCAUCAAAAAAUCUUCUCGCUAUACAAAUCGUGAUCAUUUUGAGCGAGAGCUGUUUCUUGUUCGUAAACAGAUGGAACAUGAUCUACGUAGCGCAAGUUUGGAUAUUCCGGAAGACGUUUACUUUGUUAGCUUUAGUGCUAAUACCGUCAUUUAUAAAGGUCUACUACUUGCAGAUCAAGUUCAUCCUUAUUUUCCAGAUUUAAUAGAUUCGCGUAUGAGUUCGGCUAUUGCUUUGGUGCAUCAACGUUUUAGUACGAAUACCUUUCCUGAAUGGGAACUCGCUCAGCCGUUUCGUUAUCUAUGUCACAAUGGAGAAAUCAAUACCCUGCAAGGUAACGUAAAUUGGAUGGCAGCACGCGAAGCUCUGUUGUCCAGCCCGCAUUUUGGUGAAGAUGUUCGUCAUUUACAUCCUGUUGUUCGUGCUGGUGCUAGUGAUUCUGCUUGUUUCGAUAACGUUUUAGAAUUACUCCAUAUGGGUGGGCGUAGCUUGCCCCACGCCAUGAUGAUGAUGAUUCCAGAAGCCUGGGAACAAGACCAUCGCCUUACCCAAGAGCGAC
Ylistrum balloti is the source of this 1081-nucleotide messenger RNA. Its product is annotated as ferredoxin-dependent glutamate synthase 1-like. The record is from RefSeq and is a predicted model, not a curated record. Lineage: Eukaryota; Metazoa; Mollusca; Bivalvia; Pectinida; Pectinidae. The transcript is spliced from 2 exons. Gene Ontology annotation, molecular function: glutamate synthase activity. Gene Ontology annotation, biological process: ammonia assimilation cycle. The annotation marks the transcript as partial.